Molecule: messenger RNA, 587 nt
Organism: Myzus persicae (green peach aphid)
Lineage: Eukaryota; Metazoa; Arthropoda; Insecta; Hemiptera; Aphididae
Exons: 4
Coding region: 15-533 (172 amino acids)
Source: RefSeq, a predicted model, not a curated record
UUAUAAAAAACACUAUGUCUUACUAUACAAAUGCAUCUGCCGAAAGCUCUUCAAACGAAGAUCAUGAAACUGAAAGUAUAUCUAUCGCAAAACCUGCCAAAGCAAGCAGUAAUAAAAGAAAAAAUGAUUUAGAACCAAAAGCCAAUAUCAAAAAGACAAAGACCGCAGGAAAGCACACAGAAUCAUAUAAGGAUAUUUUUGCUGAAUUAAUUUCGAAAGGAAGUUUUGAAAAUAACGCAAGCAAUUCUUUAACAAUGAUGGAGGGAAAUAAUUCAUUUACUUUCCAGUGUCCUAUUGCACCAAAGUGUGAGGACUACUGGGUUAUUCAACACUACAAAGUCAAAACGAUUGAAGAUAUUCCGUCAGCUGAAAGAUGGAAACAUGCGGAGGCCAGUAUAAAAUUGUACACUACGAAUCGGGAUUCAAAAGAUACAAAUAUUGCGAUCAAAAUAAAUGACGUUGUACGGGAUAUAUUGGAUCGAUUUUCAUCAGAUCCGAAACGAAAAUUAAUUAAAAAUAAUAAAAUAAAAUAAAAUACCAAAUAAUUUAAUUGUAAAAAUAAUUUAUUAAAUAUAUAAAUCAUCACA